Trichosporon asahii var. asahii CBS 2479 is the source of this 633-nucleotide messenger RNA. RefSeq lists its product as uncharacterized. Lineage: Eukaryota; Fungi; Basidiomycota; Tremellomycetes; Trichosporonales; Trichosporonaceae. The record is from RefSeq and is a predicted model, not a curated record. Gene Ontology annotation, cellular component: EMC complex; membrane. The coding region runs from base 1 to 633 and encodes 210 amino acids. The transcript is spliced from 4 exons. Gene Ontology annotation, biological process: protein folding in endoplasmic reticulum.
AUGCUGCAGAACAGCCCACCGAAGAAGCAGCCCGUGGCGGCGGUGCGGGAGCAGCGCUGUCUGAUGCGCUCGCAGCUUCUGCGCGCGUCGGCCCCGUUGUCGCCGCUCGACCCCGCCCUGUUCCGCUCCUUCGUCACGUCGAACGGACAGGCGCUCACUAGCGGAGAGUACCUUCGCCCGAAGCCGAAGGACCAGGAGCAGCAGAUGCCGUUCGGAGACCCGACUCAGAUGGACGGCAUGAUGGACGGAAUGAAGAAGCAGGCUGUCAUGAUUACAUCAACGUUUUCUUCAGCGGAUACGUCCUCAUCGCUCUUCGCGCGCGACCUUCCUCUCCCCGACCUCAGCAUGCAGUGGGUCUCGGCGCUGUCGUGGUACUUCCUGAACCUGUUCGGUCUCAACGGCGUGUUCAAGCUCCUCAUCGGCCAGGACAAUGCCGCUACCGACAAGGGCGACAUGUCGGCCAUGGCCAUGAUGGGCGGAGCCGGAGCUGCUCCCAUGACUGGCCCAGCCGCUCCCGACUUCGAGAAGAUCUACCGCUCCGAGCUCGAGAACCUCGCGCUCACCGAGGAGCUGUACAACUGGGUAGCGACGGGUGUCGAGGACCGUGUGCUGCAGCGCUAUGCCAAAGCAUAG